Molecule: messenger RNA, 639 nt
Organism: Gossypium arboreum
Lineage: Eukaryota; Viridiplantae; Streptophyta; Magnoliopsida; Malvales; Malvaceae
Product: photosystem I subunit O-like
Exons: 4
Coding region: 71-490 (139 amino acids)
Source: RefSeq, a predicted model, not a curated record
AUCCCACAAGCUUCCCAAUAUUCAUAAUCAAUCAGUCACCACUUGCACUCAAAAGCCAUACCCCCCAAUAAUGGCAGCUACAUUUUCAAGCCCAUCAACCAGCGCCACCUCCUUCUCAUCCCCACCGAACAAAACCUGCCUCUCUUCAGGGUUUUUGAAAUCAAGUGUGAGGGGUAGGAACCCUUUGAGGCUGGCCGGUGCUUGCGGGGGAAAGUUCACAUGCUUUGAGAGGGACUGGCAGCGUAGGGACUUCAACGUAAUAGGAUUUGGGCUGAUCGGAUGGAUUGCUCCGUCAAGCAUACCGGCAAUCAAUGGCAAGAGCUUAACGGGGCUUUUGUUUGAGAGCAUUGGAACCGAGCUUGCUCACUUCACUACUCCUCCUCUUACUUCUCAGUUUUGGUUGUGGUUGGUAUUAUGGCACUUGGGACUGUUCAUCACUCUUACAUUUGGACAAAUUGGAUUCAAGGGAAGGACUGAGGACUACUUUUAAUUUUUUAUUAUUUUCUUUUAACCUGUAAUUAUUUAUGAAAUAUGAUAUUAUUUUGGUUUUCUUUCUUUCUUAAAUUCAUCAUUUCCCUAUAAUUGCAAUGCACUUUAUGUCCCUUUCAAUGCAAAAAAGACGGAUUCUCCUAACUAAAA